CUUACAAAUCUCUCGACACGGGCGCGUCUAUUGGACAACGAGCGUGUCUCGAAAUUCAUCGAAACGAUAAUAUCGCAAACAUUUUGUCUGCGAAUGUAAGAUCGGACAUCGGGCACGCGACGUGAGCCCUUUGUAACGUGAAGUUCCGUCGGAGCUUUGCAUUGCGUGCUGCCAGUUACAUUCGAGUCAGUCACGUUCGUCAUGGCUGGUGAGGGGUGAAUCAGUUGGCUUUGAACGCCCGUGAAACAUUAUCGUGUAUGCGUCAGUAUUCGCCAGCGAGGCGUAUUACAUGUACGUAUGAUCGUACAACAAUGGAGUAAAUAUUUAUGUUUUGGAGUCGCACAAUUUUGUGAUACAAGGAUCGAUGCUCGCCCUUGGCAAUCGUCGCGACACGCACCGCUUCGAGCGUGGAACAUGUUCAGGAAUAUUUCCCACACUUCGUAUUUAAUCAGCGUCACUUGAUACGACUGCGACGGGACGCGUGGACAACUCGGACAGCCUCGACGAAUUCUCCUGCAGAUUUGCACAAAUAUCAUGGGUCGUUACACAGGCAAAAAAUGUCGUCUGUUAACAAUGUUGUGGCUAACAGCCUUGUUCUUCUUAGUGGAAAUAGUAGUGGGUUAUGUGACCAAUUCAAUGGCAUUAAUAGCAGACAGUUUCCAUAUGUUAUCGGAUGUUGCUGCUUUAGUGGUAGCAUUUCUUUCGGUAAAAAUGUCACCGAAAAAAUGGUCGAAGAACACUUUUGGUUGGGCCAGAGCAGAAGUAUUAGGAGCUUUGGUAAAUGCUGUCUUCUUAGUUGCUCUGUGUUUUAGUAUUACUGUGGAAGCGUGUAAAAGAUUUAUUGAGGUAGAAGAAAUACAUGAAGCUAAACUUCUUGUGGCAGUUGGAGCUCUUGGUUUGUUGGUGAAUGUGAUAGGAUUAUGUUUAUUCCAUGAACAUGGAAGUGCUCAUGGUCACUCACAUGGUAUAUCUCGAAGUCAUAAUAGACUGAGCACUCUAGUAGGUACAGAUGAUAAUGAAAAUGAUGAAGCUUACAGACCUUCAACGCCUCAAGUGAAGAAAGCACAUGGUCAUACACAUGAUGCAAGUCAAAUGAACAUGCGAGGUGUAUUUCUUCAUGUGCUUUCAGAUGCAUUAGGAUCUGUCAUUGUUAUUGUAUCUGCCUUGAUUGUAUGGCUCACAGAGUGGCAAUACAGGUUCUAUAUUGAUCCUGCAUUGUCGCUGUUAUUAGUCAUUCUUAUUCUGCGUUCGGUAUGGCCGUUACUCCAAGAAUCCGCUUUAAUUCUCUUACAAACUGUGCCAACGCAUAUUCAGGUUGAUGCUAUACAGCAACGUUUGUUAGAAAAUGUAGACGGAGUAUUAGCCGUACAUGAAUUCCAUGUGUGGCAAUUAGCAGGUGAUCGUAUUAUAGCUAGUGCACACAUAAGAUGUAGGAAUCUUUCCGAAUAUAUGAAAAUCGCCGAACAAGUUAAAGAGUUUUUCCAUAAUGAGGGUAUACACUCUACAACUAUUCAGCCAGAAUUUAUCGACUAUCACUCUAAUAGCGAAAUUAAAGAGACUCCUACGGAAGAUUGCGUGUUGGAUUGUCCAAAGACUGAUAAACCCUGUAAUCAUGCAACAUGUUGCGGUCCUUCCAAGCAAGGUCGUGAGACUCCCUCACCUGGAGAGACGCCGUAUAUGUGCAGACAACGUAAUAGCCUGGCACGUUCAACUGGCUCUAUAGGAGGAGCAGAACAACAAGAAGUCAAUGAAAUGGAACGCGGACAUUUACUGUCACUGCCCACUUCGCAUCACUCCGUCCAACUUCCUCACCCUCACGUUAACACACCAACUAUCUGAGUUCUCAUUGCAUUAUCAAAUAUCUACCUCCAUAGUAAAAUACGCGGCGCGAUUUAUUGUACAAAUGCAAUAAAUGAGUAUAUCUACAUAGAGUUCAUUAAUAUUGCAGUUAAUAGCAGGAAACUAAACGACAUAUUUGCAAUCAAGUUUUUACUUAUAGACAUGCGUAAUUAAGAUAUUUGAUAAUUAAAUGCCAAAGGCAUGUUAAUACCAAAUACAUCAUGUUAGAUAAUAUUCUAAUGUAAUAAGGAUGUUUGAUUUUGAACAUAUUCUUUAUAAGUGACAAGGCUUCGAAUGCAUAAUUUACAGUACAGAAAUUAACUAUUUUAGUUAAUUUAUAAAUAAAUUUUGUUUAAAUCUCAUUAUAUAUUUUGACCGAUACGUUGACCAUGGUAUGAACGCUAUUUUGAAUUUUAUUUAUAUGCACUUUUUUAUUGAUUAGUUUACAUUGCGUAGGUUUUAGUAAGAUAAUAUACAAAUCUAUGAGCAAGAGUACCAAAUCUCUUCAGUAUACUUGUCUAUAUGUUUUUCUUUGUAUAAUUCUCAAAUGUUAAGUCUGUAUAUUUUUUAUGUAUUUCUUGUAGGCUUGACCAAUUACAAAAAAAAGUAUUGUAAAAAGUAAAUGAUAAGUUGCUUAUAUAUAUUCUAUACAUUAUAACCAUAAUAUUUAUAAUUUUAAGAACUGUAAGUUGUAAGAACAGUUUCUAUAAUUAACAAGAUUUGAAUAGUCAUGUUCUCUUCCCAUGGUCCGUUUCGAAAAUUCUUUUUUUGUAAGCUUAAAGUGACGACAUUAUAUAAAUUAAAUGUUAACUCAAAUAAACGAUUUUAUCAAUAUU
Molecule: messenger RNA, 2675 nt
Organism: Odontomachus brunneus
Lineage: Eukaryota; Metazoa; Arthropoda; Insecta; Hymenoptera; Formicidae
Gene: ZnT63C
Product: zinc transporter 1
Exons: 8
Coding region: 535-1839 (434 amino acids)
Biological process (GO): intracellular zinc ion homeostasis; zinc ion transmembrane transport; detoxification of zinc ion
Cellular component (GO): membrane
Molecular function (GO): zinc ion transmembrane transporter activity
Source: RefSeq, a predicted model, not a curated record